Molecule: messenger RNA, 920 nt
Organism: Lolium rigidum
Lineage: Eukaryota; Viridiplantae; Streptophyta; Magnoliopsida; Poales; Poaceae
Product: probable prefoldin subunit 3
Exons: 6
Coding region: 16-603 (195 amino acids)
Biological process (GO): microtubule-based process; tubulin complex assembly; protein folding
Cellular component (GO): cytoplasm; prefoldin complex
Molecular function (GO): tubulin binding
Source: RefSeq, a predicted model, not a curated record
UCCUGUCUCCUGCUCAUGGCGGCGGCCACUUCCUCGUCGGCGGUGGCGGCAUCCACGCCGCAGGGAGUGCCGGAGCGGCGGGGAAUCCCGGCGGCGUCCUUCGUGGAGGAUGUGGAGACCUACCUCCGCCAGGCCGGGCUCGACGUCAACUCCGCCCUCGCCUUCCUCCAAGAAAGGCUGCAGCAGUACAAAAUGGUGGAGAUGAAGCUUUUAGCACAACAAAGAGAACUCCAGGCAAAAAUUCCUGAUAUAGAGAAAUGCUUGGGUAUUGUUGCGACAUUACAAGCUAAAAAGGCUUUGGGCGAGGCACUCAUAGCCGAUUUUGAAUUAUCUGAGGGAAUCUAUUCACGUGCGAAAAUCGAGGACUCUGAUUCAGUGUGUCUAUGGUUGGGUGCAAAUGUGAUGCUGGAAUACUCUUGCGACGAGGCCAAUGACCUCUUGAAAAAGAAUUUGGAAAAUGCGAGGGCCAGUUUAGAAGUCCUUGUUGGUGAUCUUCAGUUCCUGCGGGACCAACAAACCAUAACUCAGGUUACAAUUGCUCGGAUAUUUAACUGGGACGUGCACCAGCGGAGAAGCAAACAGUCUGCUAUAAAAGAAACAUGAUCAUCAUAUUAUCUGUGCCGCCAAUGAAAUCGGGUCCUUUUUGUAUGUCUGGCAAAACAUUUAGUCUGUCAUCAUAGUGUGUGUCCCUUGCUGGUGAUGGUGCCUUGGCUGUGCGACAAAAAUGUAUCAAUCUCAUUUAGUUUUAUAGUGUUGGAACUCUACUGUCUACUUGCUGUAGAAGAUGAUGUUCACUUUUGUUUUGGGCUACAUGUACUUGUUUAGCGGUUGGUGAAACAAAUUUUACAGAGCCCACUACCUUCUUUUCUAGCAUGCCCACUGGGUUUCAAUUCUCUAUAAGAUGAGCUGUUCCAAUGUCA